AUGUUGCUGCAAUUCUAUGACCCUGAGCUACGAUGCUUCACCUUCCAAGAUUACCAGUUGGAUCCAAUGUUGGAGGAGUAUUCUUCUCUUCUCAGAAUUCCUAUCAAAGAGGAGGUUCCAUUUAUGAGUGUUCCCGAAGAGCCAUAUCUUCAACUGAUUGCAAAUACCCUUUAUUUGGACAUAGCUGAUUACUAUGUUGAUAAUGGAAGUUGGGUGGUUUUUAAUAGACUGCUAGCUGUGAUGGUGUAUGGAGUUGUAUUAUUUCCUGAUGUGGAGAAUUUGAUUGGUCUAGCUGCUAUUUGCAUCUUUAUAGGAAGGAACCCUGUUCCUACUAUUCUCUCCGAUACUUAUUAUGCUAUCCACUCCCAACAUGGAAAGAAAGGUGCAGUGGUUUGUUGUCUACCUUUGCUUUACAAAUGGUUCUUGAUUCAUCUUCUUGUAAAAGGACCAUUCGUAGAAAGACGAGGUACUUUGAAAUGGUCCAAAAGGGUGAUGGCUUUGAAUUCUUUUGAUAUAACAUGGGCUUAUGUUAUGUAUGUUACUGAGAUGAUCAUUAGCUGUGGGGAGUUCUCCAACGUUUCUAUCAUGGGGAUGAAAGGGUGUAUCAACUAUAAUCCUGUAUUGGCUAUCCGUCAAUUGGGAUAUGCUUUGAGAUAUGAGCCCAAAGCUCGAGAGAUAAAAGCUUCAGCUUGCUUUGCUAAGAAGGAGAAUCUUGAGUUCGUUGGAAAGAGUGAAGACAUCUUGGCGGAAAAUCCAUAA
This is a messenger RNA of Lathyrus oleraceus (garden pea), 759 nucleotides long. RefSeq lists its product as uncharacterized. The transcript is spliced from 2 exons. NCBI's taxonomy places the organism in Eukaryota, Viridiplantae, Streptophyta, Magnoliopsida, Fabales, Fabaceae. The record is from RefSeq and is a predicted model, not a curated record. The coding region runs from base 1 to 759 and encodes 252 amino acids.